CCGGUUCCUUCAGAAUCUUCUCGCCGGAUUUCUUCUGCAACCGGUCUUGCUCCACCAAGAAUGUCCGAGGCCACCGGGAAUGCUGCCAAUACACGAAUCUUCGGCGUUCUUCUCCAACCAUUCUCCCCACCUGCUAGGUCGGCGGCCACCGGUCCUCAUCGCCAGAAUUCUACGGCGAGCAACACUGCUCCGCCUGGCCGCAAUUCCUCUGCAGCUAUCCUUCUUCCACGGUCGUCCUCCACCAACACUGCUUCUUGGGCACCCGUUCUUUCUCUCCCUCCUCGGCCUGCCCACAGCACAAUCAACACUGCUCCGCCUGGCCGCAAUUCCUCUGCAGCUAUCCUUCUUCCACGGUCGUCCGCCACCAACACUGCUUCUUGGGCACCCGUUCUUUCUCUCCCUCCUCGGCCUGCCCACAUCACAAUCAACACCGCGCCGCCUGGGCCUGGCCGUCGUCCCUGUCCUCGGCCUGCUGGCACUGGGAACACAGCCAACAGCCUCAUGAAAACCGCCAUCAUUGAGAAGAUAUUGGCGGAGGUGGAGGCUUCUCGGAGUUAUGCCAGGUGGGUGGAGGAGUCCACCUCUCUUAGCCUCUCGGCAAGGCAGAAUGCGAUUGAGGUACAGAGCGAGAUCACAGAAGAGUUGAAAGAAUGGAUCAGAGGAUUGAAGCCUGAACGCCUUGCCAAGCUCUCAAGAAUGUCGAGAGAGGGAAUGCAGAACUUCGCCCAAUCUCUCUACAAACGGCAUCGUCGCCGUCGGCAAACUUACUCUUGUCCACCGGCAAAACGUCAGCGAGUUAACCCGAUUGUAGAUGCAGAUGCUUCAUCCCCUCCACCUAUUGUUGAUCAGAGAUAUGCUGCUGGCGCCGGUGAUAUUCCUGCUCCG
Molecule: messenger RNA, 885 nt
Organism: Linum tenue
Lineage: Eukaryota; Viridiplantae; Streptophyta; Magnoliopsida; Malpighiales; Linaceae
Source: the annotation of a GenBank genome assembly